CUUUGUUGCGAAGGAAAAAUAUUAAGUGUUGUCAGCCGUACUGUGCUGUCAAGGGGUGCCGAUUGCCUAGGCCAUUCUAAAAUCAAGUAAGAAACAUGCCUAGCAAGUCGAAGAAGUCUAGUGGUGGUAAACUUGGUAAAGGAGAGGAUUUUACUGAAAUUCCAUUAAAUGACAUUGUUGUUAAGACGGGAAAUGUUAGUGCCUUGGAUGACGAUGUGCCAUAUUUGCAAGACAGAAUUGAAGGCUUACCCGAUGGACUUCAGGCAUAUAAGCCCCGGAGUGGCUUACGGAAGUAUAAAAAGACCGCAAAGUCUUUCAUCCCAUAUAGAAAAAAAACAAAGAAUGUCGAGUGCGCGCGGAUCGACAGUGCUGGCUGUUUCUCCGUCAUCACGUACAGCUGGCUAUCGGCGCUCAUCUACCGCAUGUGGAAGUCCAACGACGUUAAGCAGAGCGACCUCUACACCUGCUCAAUCUACGACAACACCAACUCUAACACCGUCAGGUUGGAGCACAGAUGGAACGGGGAGGUGGCUCGUGUAGGUCCACAGAAAGCCUCGUUAGCUCGCGCUGUCUGGGCUUUCUGUCGAACACGAAUACUUGUUGGCCAGGCCUUCUUCAUACUCUGCUGUAUUGUUGGAUUUUUCGGGCCUGCUAUAUUUGUUAGAAAAAUUCUGGAAUAUGCUGAAACGAAGGGCAUGAACUCUACAGUUGGUAGAGGAAUUACCCUUGUCGUUGGUCUCACAGCAUGCGAAGUGGUUCGGAGUCUGAUGUUUGCGGCGACGUGGGCGGUAAACCUGCGUACUGGAGCGCGCAUCCGGGCAGGCAUACUCGGCCUUGUCUUCGAGAAAAUCCUGAGGUUGCGCACACUGGGGGACAAGUCAGCGGGCGAGUUUGUCAACCUCUUCGCUAAUGAUGGAAUACGGAUAUUCGAGGGUGUUACCCUUGGCCCUCUAGUCGUCGGUGGACCCCUGGUUGUGAUGAUGGGACUUGCAUAUGUUGUGUGGUUACUCGGAGGCUGGGGAGCCAUUGGAAUGCUUGUGUUUGUGUUUUUCUACUUUAUUCAGAUGAUAAUCGCAAAAAUUGCAGUGUAUCUACGGCGAAAGAGUAUUGUAGCGACCGACAAGCGGGUUCGUUUAAUGACGGAGGUUUUAACAUAUGUGAAAUUGAUCAAGAUGUAUGCCUGGGAAAGGUCUUUUGCUAAGGCUGUCUCAGGGCUGCGAGUUACUGAGCGAAACUGGUUGCAGCGAGCAGCAUAUCUGCAGAGCAUGGCUGUUGGACUCACACCAAUUGUGCCUAUGGCUGCCGCAGUGGUUACCUUUAUUUCCCACACACUCAGUGGUAACGAUCUUACAGUCUCUCAGGCUUUUACAGUUGUAGCCGUAUAUAAUACAAUGCGCUUCUCCAUCUCCAUCCUCAUCUAUUCGGCUCGCUGCAGUGCCGAAAUGAUUGUAUCUUUCAGACGCAUCAAGACUAUCCUGCUCAUGGAGGAGGUCACACACAAGGUCGUGAAGCCAUCCAAACCUGAGCUGGCCUUGGAAAUAAAGAAUGCAACAUUUUCUUGGGAUGCCCCGACCUCUGUUGGCCCAAGCUCUGUGGCCAACUGUGAAGCCAAUGGGAAAGCUAGCGGCGGAAAGUCACCAAAUAAAGAGAAAUAUGGAAAAGCGAAAUCAAAGAAGGGAGCACCAGUGGAUGUUGUAGAUGAGGAGGAGGAAGAGUUGCAGCAGGCAGCGACCAUGGAAGUGAAACAAGUGGAAGCACUACAAAACAUUGACCUGCAAGUGGAAAAGGGGAGACUAAUCGGCAUCUGUGGCAGUGUUGGGAGUGGCAAGAGCUCACUGCUAAGUGCUGUGCUGGGCCAGAUGCGUAUGAAUGAUGGUACUUUAGGUAUUGAUGGAAGGUUUGCCUAUGUUGCUCAGCAAGCGUGGAUCAUCAAUGCCUCUGUUCGGGAGAACAUCACGUUUGGUGCUGAUUUUGACAGUAAAAGAUAUUAUGAGGCCAUCUAUGCAUCGUGUCUGAAUACCGAUAUUGCAAUGCUGGCCAAUGGAGAUGAGACCGAGGUCGGCGAGCGCGGCGUGAACCUGAGCGGAGGACAGAAGCAGCGCAUCAGUCUCGCGCGCGCGUUUUACACGAACAGCGACAUCUACCUGCUCGACGACCCGCUGAGCUCCGUGGACACUCGCGUCGGCCAGCACAUAUUCAAGCACCUCAUCCGCGGCUCGCUGAAGGGCAAGACGAUUCGUAAGCUGAUGACAGAGGAGGAGAGUGGUACAGGCAGUGUGAAGUGGGUGACGUAUAAGUCGUACAUAGCAGCUGCAGGAGGCUGCUGCGUCUUGUUUGGAGUCGUCACGCUCUUCCUCAUCGUAGUUUGCACCAUAGGCUUCAGCAAUAUCUGGCUAAGCUACUGGCUCAGAGCAGGCAGUGGGGGCGUUAACAUGACGCGGGAGGUGACUGACGGCAACAUGACGUAUGAGGAGACGUACGUCAGCGAGAGCAUCAUGGACAACCCACGCGUUGGCUUCUACCAGCUCGUCUACGGUCUCUCCAUCAUCGCCAUGGUUACAACAGCCUGCUUCAGAAGUGUCAUCUUCAUGAAGGUGUCCCUGAUAGCAUCCAGCAGGCUCCAUGACAUGUUGUUCAUCAAGGUGCUGAGAAGUCCGAUGCGAUUCUUUGACAGUACACCCGUCGGCCGCAUCAUCAACCGCUUUUCCACCGACAUGGAUGAGAUUGAUGUCAGGCUGCCCUACCUCUCUGAGAUGGCACUGAUCACCCUACUGUUCAUCUUUACCGCUCUCUUCCUCAUCGCGGCUGUGUUUCCAUGGUUUCUCAUCGGCGUGAUUCCUCUCUGCCUGGCAUUCUCCAUAGUGAUGAAGUGUUUUCAGACGUCUAUUCGGCAACUGAAGAGACUAGAGAACCUGACUCGUUCUCCCUUGUUCAGCCACGUAACCUCAUCCGUACAAGGCCUGGCAACAAUACAUGCAUACAACAAAGCUAGAGACACCAUAACCAAGUUUAACAGUCUGCUCGACGACCAUACUACUACGUAUUUCCUGUUCCACUGUGCGGCUCGCUGGCUGGCCGUGCGUCUUGAUGUCAUUACACUGAGUGCGACUGUCACCACUGCACUGCUGUGCGUACUGAUGGUUGGAGACCAGGGGGCAGCAUGGUCUGGCCUCGCUCUCACCUACGCGAUGACGCUCAGUGGGAUGUUUCAAUUCACGAUACGUCUGCUAUCAGAGGCUGAGUCACGGUUUACCUGUGUUGAACGAAUUCAUCACUAUAUUCAGCAUCUGGAAUCCGAGAGUUCAACUGAGGUGGAACUCCUGAACCAUGCAGAGAAGAGCUGGCCACAGAACGGCUCGAUCAGGUUCCAGAAGGUGUGUCUGAAGUACAGGGAAGGCCUCCCGCUUGUGCUGAAGGACCUCACGUUAGAGAUCAAAGCUGGAGAGAAGAUUGGAAUCUGCGGCAGGACCGGAGCUGGGAAAUCGUCGUUAGGUACAGCGUUGUUUCGCCUGGUCGAGCUGGAAUCUGGAUAUAUCAGCAUCGACACGGUCGACAUCUCCAAGGUCGGCUUGGAGGACCUGCGAUCACGUAUCGCCAUAAUUCCUCAGGAUCCAGUUCUGUUUGCUGGUACAAUCAGGUACAAUUUGGAUCCAUUCAAUAGUAGUGACGAUGAAAGCUUGUGGGCAGCACUCGAGAAAACGCACAUGAAAGAGAAUAUUAAGAAUCUAGAGCUUCAACUGAAUGCGCCGGUUAUUGAGAAUGGAGAGAACUUCUCGGUGGGCGAACGACAACUUGUGUGCAUGGCACGUGCUCUGCUCAGGAAUAACAAGGUAGCGGUGUCCUAUAUCUCUUGUCAAAUGUUCGUGCACAGUCACAUGAACUUAUCAGUUGCUGAGUUUGACACGCCACAAACUUUGCUCGCUGACAAGAAGUCCCUCUUCAGCUCCAUGGUAGCAUCGGCAGACCAGCAAAUGCGUGCACAGCUGCCAUCAUCACAGAUAUCAGUGAGCCGCUAGUGGACCUGACGACAUUUCGUGUCAACCCCAGUGGUUAUGCGUAUGAUUUGACAACACGGUGCGUGUGUGUAUACAUGUGUGUGUGUAUCAGGAUAUACAUGCAUCGAUGCAGUUGUCGAUUACAACAGGUGCUUCUAUCUGCAGUUCUCUUUUGUUAUGGGGUGAAGUGAAUAGUUGUGAUUAUGUCUGCUCUAUAUUUGCUCUCUGUGUCAAUAGGGUCGCAGAGGAGACGAUAGCAAGCGUGGAGAUAUAGUGAAUCUAGCUACGUGGUUUGUGAUGCUCACGAACGAGUGUGUUCAGUGACAUAUAUACACAGACCAAGUAUAAGCAGGGAGAAAACAAGAGGUGCAAGGAGGCGAGCGUAGCAAAUUUAUCCUACACAUGUCGUUUUACGUUUCGCAUUCACACUGGCCUGCCUCCAUGCGUGUAUAACUAAGUUAAACUCACAAUAUUACCAAUGUGUUGUAACUACCAACAGCUAUUAAUUGGCAGAUAUUUUUCAAUAAACUAUGACUAUGUAUGGCAAUCACGCACAGAAUGAUGCGAUAUUUUAAUUUCAUGUAUAGUUUAAUGUAAAUUUUAGUCACUCGUAUUAAAAGUAAUGCAGCACAUGAAAUCAUUAUGUAAUCGGGGUAAUCGGGGCGUAAUGUAAGGUUUUCGGCCUGUGAUUUGCAUAUUUAUUAGAUUGUUUGUAAUAUUUGUACUGUGAAUAUAUUAUAUAUAUAUACAUAUAUAAGUAUUUUUAGUGCUUCUGACAUUUACCUAUUUUGAUAAUAAAUCUAAGGAGUCAGUAUUUGUGAUGAAGUUUAGCUGCAGUGAUAUGUCUAAUUACUAAUAUGAUGUUCCGCGUAUACGUUAAUAUUUUAAUUUCCUGUAAAAGGACGUUUAAUUUCGUUGCAUGUGCGGUCGUUCACACAGAUUCGACUUGUAUAGUAGCAGCAGCGACAUUUCCAACUGGUGCUGGAGAUUAAAGCAGCGUCCAGAUUGAAAGCGAUUAUAAGCUAGUAUUGUGAAAAACGUUUGAUUGUAACGUUUACGUACGUUGCCGGUGUGCGUGGCGUUUUUUGCCUGUGAGCCCUUGUAUUGCUUAUAUACGUGAGCCUUUAGCAUGUGUCUACUAGAGCUAUUAGCAUAGUAUACAUGUAUCCAUGUGGGCACGUAAGCUACAACAUUUCAUACUAAUUUCGUCUCGAUUUGUCUUGCUAUGAGGGAUUACGAGAUUUCCCAUGAAUCUCAUAUAACACUGGCUGCACUCAUUCGUUUGAUAUUAUUGUAGUAUCGAUGGUCGGGUCAACAAUUCAUUUCAUUCCAGGUGUUAUUAUACAUAAACAUGAACUUAUGUAUACUAGGCGCAUGCAUUGCACACCUAUGUAUUGUUGUUUCGUAGUAUACAUGUAGUAUAAUGAUAUAAACUACGGAUUGUACUCAAAUCACUUACAUUGUGCAAACCUCAUACAACUGUAUAACUGGAGAAGGUAAUCAUACCUGUAGAUAUAUAUGUACCUAUAUAAUAUACGUAGAUAAAUAGGUCAAAUUGUUAGGUUUAUAUUACCGUCCUAUCAAUCUUAGCCACAUUACUCGCGCUCAGUAGGCCUAUACGUGUGCAUCGUAGUGGGCGAUUUGCCCUUGGUUGGUUGACUGCGCGGGGGGGGGUUGAAUUUGGCGAGUUGACCCAUAAGCGAAGAAUACAUAAUUAGUUGCUUUGUAGGUUUCCUAGCUGUGAUCUACCGUACCUUGUUUGUACGUUCACGCAGGCAUCGUAGAUAUUGUGUAGUACAAAGUUGGCGAGUUAAUGAGCUAGUACUUGUCACGCUAUCCGUCAGGUUUCAGGUCGGCACGAAACACGCGAAGUGUGUAGGUGUCGUUAUUCUGUCUACACGAAGCACUCUAGCUGCUGGCGUGACGAUGUUGUGAAAUUCGUGUAUUCUUACAAUAAAUUCCCAGUUUAACGCUCAUUUCUUCACAGCAA
Priapulus caudatus is the source of this 5985-nucleotide messenger RNA. Its product is annotated as multidrug resistance-associated protein 5-like. The transcript has 31 exons. The record is from RefSeq and is a predicted model, not a curated record. Bases 96 to 4016 code for a protein of 1306 amino acids. Lineage: Eukaryota; Metazoa; Priapulida; Priapulimorpha; Priapulimorphida; Priapulidae. Gene Ontology annotation, cellular component: membrane. Gene Ontology annotation, biological process: transmembrane transport. Gene Ontology annotation, molecular function: ATP binding; ATP hydrolysis activity; ABC-type transporter activity.